AUGGCGCUCCGCAGGCAGCGGACGUUGAGGUUUGAUGAGGAGAUGGGGAUGCCGCCGCCACCAAUUCAACAGGAACAGGCAGCAUUACCUGCUAGUAUUGCUGUCGCGAGCUCAGGGGACAUACCAAUUCAACAGAAACAGGCAGCAUUCCCUGCUAUUAAACUUGGUGUCGCGAGCUCAGGGAACAACAAGAUUUUUGAUCCAUCAAGUGGCUUCAUCUUGACAUGGAACUGCAUUUUCCUUUUUUCAUGCUUGCUUGCUCUAUUCGUAGACCCCCUGUACUUCUACGUGCCAAAAAUCGUCUACGGCACCCCCUAUUCAUGUGUCGGGACAGACAGGCAUUUAACCAUCAUCGUUACAUUAUUACGAUCAAUUACCGAUCUUUUAUAUGCGAGUCACAUCAUACUAAAGUUCAGAACUGCAAUUUUUAAGAAGAGCUCAACCUUGGGGAUUUCUAAAGGAGGAUAUUUCGUCAGAGACCCUAGAGAGAUUGCAUGGAAAUAUUUGAGAUCUGACUUUGCAAUUGAUGUGGUGGCUGCACUGCCUUUGCCACAGAUCAUAGUCUGGUAUUUGAUACCAGCUAUCAAAUAUUCCAACGCUGAGCCCAGCGAUAACAUUCUGGUGCUUAUAGUUCUUGCUCAGUAUCUUCCAAGACUAUAUCUCAUAUUCCCUUUAACUUAUGAAAUUAUCAAAGCUACUGAAGUUGUUGCAAAGACUGCCUGGCAAGGGGCUGUAUACAGCCUGUUGCUUUACAUGAUAACUAGUCAUGUACUAGGUGCAGUAUGGUACUUGCUAUCCGUUGAUCGCCAAACAGCCUGCUGGAAAAUGAGUUGCAGGAAUGAAACUGGGUGUGAUAUUAGGUACCUAGAUUGUGAUAUGGCACCAAAUCAGAAAUGGGCUAGUACGACUGAUAUCUUCCAUAGCUGCAAUGCUAGUGAUACCAGCAUCACAUUCGACUAUGGCAUGUUCCUGCCUGCACUGUCAAAUCUAGUGCCUGCUCAGGGUUUCUUGAUAAAGCUCUUCUAUUCCCUUUGGUGGGGUUUACAGAAUCUAAGUUGCUAUGGCCAGACUAUUUCUGUUAGCACCUACAUUGGUGAGACACUGUUCGGUAUAUUCUUGGCAGUAUUCAGUCUUGCCUUGGAAUCAUCCGGCCUGGUCUUGUGUGUGUAUUUGAUUGGAAAUGUGCAGACCUCCCUCCAAUCUAUCACUGUGAGGGAGGAUGAGUGGAGAUUAAAGCAAAGAGAUACGGAGGAGUGGAUGACAUACCGUCAACUUCCUGGUGAACUGCGGGAAAGAGUUAGAAAAUUUAUUCAGUACAAGUGGCUUUUAACUCGAGGUGUGGAUGAAGAGUAUAUAUUUCAGGUUCUACCAGAGUAUCUGCGACGUGAAAUAAGACGCCACCUUUGCUUGGAUCUUGUUCGCCGGGUUCCGUUUUUCUGCCAGAUGGAUGACCAACUUCUAGAUGCCAUCUUUGCGCGUCUUGUAUCAUCACCGUGCACAAAGAGCACAUACAUUAUCCGUGAGGGUGAUCCGGUGACUGAGAUGCUCUUCAUCAUCCGUGGGAAACUGGAAAGGGCCUCAACAGAUGGUGGCCGCACAGGCUUCUUCAAUUCAGUUCUCCUGAAAUCUGGUGAUUGCUGCGGCGAGGAACUUCUUGGAUGGACUUUUAUCCCGGAACCUACCAGUUUGCCAACAGCCACCUGCACAGUGAAGGCGCUCACAGACGUGGAGGCCUUUUCACUUCAGGCUGAGGAUCUCAGGUUCGUGGCCAGCCAAUUCGGGCGGUGGCAUAGCAAGAAGCUGCAGCACACUUUCCGCUACUACUCACCCCAUUGGAGAACAUGGAGUGCGUGCUUCAUCCAAGCUGCUUUGCGGCGGUACAUGAGGAGAAAGAUGGAGAAGGGCCUGAGAUCAGAAGACUCGAAUGGUGAAGAAGGGCCUCCACGGAAGAAUAAUCUCUAA
Molecule: messenger RNA, 1962 nt
Organism: Triticum turgidum subsp. durum (durum wheat)
Lineage: Eukaryota; Viridiplantae; Streptophyta; Magnoliopsida; Poales; Poaceae
Source: the annotation of a GenBank genome assembly